AUGAUCAUUUCGAAGGAGAACCGCCGCACGAUCUACACCGCCCUCUUCCAGGAGGGUGUGCUUGUCGCCCCCAAGAACUUCGAGGUGAAGCACCCCAACCUCGACGUGCCCAACCUCGAGGUUGUGAAGGCCAUGCAGUCGCUCAACUCGAAGGGCUUCGUCCACACCCAGUUCAACUGGCAGUGGUACUACUACGUGCUCACUGACGAGGGUCUCGAGUACCUCCGCGAGUACCUGCACCUCCCCGCCGAGAUUGUGCCCACCACCCACAAGCGCCCCGUUCGCCCCCAGCGCGCUGUUGUUGGUGAGCGCGACGGUUUCCGCGGUGGCCGCCAGGGCGGUGACCGCGAGUACCGCCGCCGCGACGACGGUGACAAGAAGGACGGCGCGCCCAGCGGCGACUUCCGCCCUCGCUUCGGCCGCCGCGAGUAA
This is a messenger RNA of Malassezia japonica, 432 nucleotides long. RefSeq lists its product as uncharacterized. The transcript has a single exon. The coding region runs from base 1 to 432 and encodes 143 amino acids. Gene Ontology annotation, molecular function: structural constituent of ribosome; RNA binding. Gene Ontology annotation, cellular component: cytosolic small ribosomal subunit. The record is from RefSeq and is a predicted model, not a curated record. NCBI's taxonomy places the organism in Eukaryota, Fungi, Basidiomycota, Malasseziomycetes, Malasseziales, Malasseziaceae.